This is a messenger RNA of Pygoscelis adeliae (Adelie penguin), 396 nucleotides long. Its product is annotated as beta-keratin-related protein-like. Bases 1 to 396 code for a protein of 131 amino acids. The transcript has a single exon. The record is from RefSeq and is a predicted model, not a curated record. Gene Ontology annotation, molecular function: structural constituent of cytoskeleton. Gene Ontology annotation, cellular component: intermediate filament. Lineage: Eukaryota; Metazoa; Chordata; Aves; Sphenisciformes; Spheniscidae.
AUGUCUUCCUACAGGCAGGCCUGCAACUACAGCAGCUACUCGCCCUGCGAUGUGAGCUGCCCCGCGCCAUAUGCAAACGCCUGGAGCCAGCCCUGCGUCACCUCCUGCGGGGACUCCCGUGCCGUGGUCUACCCACCGCCUGUGGCCAUCGUCUUCCCGGGCCCCAUCCUCAGCUCCUGCCCUCAGGAGAGCUUUGUGGGCACCUCAGCCCCACUGGAGAUAUGCAGCUCCUUUGGCUACGGGAGCUCCCUGGAUGCCCAGAGCUCCUUUGGGUCCGGCGCGUCCCUGGGUGGCAGGUACUCCUACCCCUGCUAUUCCCGCAGCUGUGGGAUAUACUGCCCUGCUAAGCCCUGCAAGGUUUCCCUGGAUGGCAAGACCCAGCAGGAACAAGAGUAG